Acanthamoeba castellanii str. Neff is the source of this 3168-nucleotide messenger RNA. RefSeq names its product adaptin subfamily protein. Gene Ontology annotation, biological process: intracellular protein transport; clathrin-dependent endocytosis. NCBI's taxonomy places the organism in Eukaryota, Discosea, Longamoebia, Acanthamoebidae. The record is from RefSeq and is a predicted model, not a curated record. Gene Ontology annotation, molecular function: clathrin-cargo adaptor activity. The transcript has 21 exons. The coding region runs from base 1 to 3168 and encodes 1055 amino acids. Gene Ontology annotation, cellular component: AP-2 adaptor complex; membrane coat.
AUGGGAGGAGCCAAGGGUGGCAUGAAGGGCCUCCAGCAUCUGAUUCGCGACAUACGCAACUGCAAAGGGAGGGAGGGCGAACAGAAGCGCGUAAACAAGGAGAUGGCCAACAUACGAAAGCAGUUUACCGAGAACAAGAACCUGACGGGCUACAAGAAGAAGAAGUACGUCUGUAAGAUCAUUUACCUCUACAUGUUGGGGUACGACGUCGACUUUGGCCACGUGGAGGCCAUCAAUCUGCUCUCCUCCAACAAGUUCUCUGAGAAACAAGUCGGCUACCUGUUUAUCGGGGUGCUACUCAACGAAGAGCACCAACUGGUUCCCCUCGUCGUCCAGUCUAUCUCCCACGACUUGGCUGCGCGCAGUGAGUUUGCGCAGUGUCUCGCGCUGACGGCGAUUGCCAACAUCGGAGGCAAGCAAAUGGCCGAAGCCCAGCUCGCCCCCUCUGUCACGAAGCUGCUCCUCGCAAACACAUCGCCCAGCAUGGUGAAGAAGAAGGCAGCGGUUUGUCUGUUGCAGCUGUACCGCAAGUACCCGGACUUCAUCACUUCCGACGUGUGGGCCGACCGCCUCAUCAAGCUGCUCAGCUCCAGGGACCCUGGCGUGGUGGGCAGCUUGAUGAGCCUGCUCCUGGGCAUAGUUGAAAAGGACCCAUCCGGAUACGAGCCGUGCGUCGAAAAGGUCAUCGAGCUUCUGUCCAAGGUGCCCUCGCCCUCACCCUCCUUCGCCGAAGACUUGUCUAAUCCCGGUGGUGGGCGUAUGCGACAGAUUGUGCUGGAGAAGGAGUACCCGCGCGACUAUGUGUAUUAUAACAUCCCCAACCCGUGGCUUCAAGUCAAGUUGUUGCGUUUCCUGCGCUAUUUCCCCGCCACGCUCAAGAGAGAUCUCGGCAGGAAGCUGCACGACGUGCUCAACAACAUCAUGCUGUACGACGGCGUGCUUCCCCACCUCGUCUUGCCCUUGCUCCUCUCCUGUGGUUGCUCACCCGCAUUUUACCUCCUCACCAGUUCGGCCGAAAAGGUGGUCGCCAAAUCGUCGUUGUCGAACAACCACAAAAAUGCGCUCAAUGCAGUCCUGUUCGAGGCCAUCGAUCUCAUCCUUCACUAUCACACCGACAGCGAGUUGGUGAAGCAGGCUGCCCAGCUCCUGGGCCGCUUCAUCUCGCCCAAGGAAAGUGCUAAUAUCAGGUAUUUGGGGCUGGAGGCCAUGGGCAAGCUGGCGCUGUCCAUGAGCGAAGAGACUGGCGGUAUCAUCAAACGGCAUUUGGAAACGGUGCUCUCAUCUCUCAAGGACCCCGACAUCUCCAUUCGACGACGUGCGCUGGACCUGUGCUUCGGCAUGUGCGACCAAAGCAACAGCCAACGCAUCGUGGGCGAGCUGUUGAACUACCUGCUCCACGCCGAUUUUGAUAUUCAAGAGGAGCUGGCGCUCAAGAUCGCCGUCCUCGCCGAGAAGUUUGCGGCCAGCAACCGCACGUGGUAUGUGGACACCGUUCUUCGUCUCAUCUCCCUCGGCGGCAGCAACGUGCCCGAUGACGUGUGGUACCGCGUGGUGCAAAUCGUGACCAAUCACGAGGACAUCCAGGAGUAUGCCGUCAUGAAUGCUUUCAAGGUGGGUCUCGCCCUCAAGCACCCCUCAUGCGGCGAAUCCACCAUCAAGGUGGCGGGGUAUCUCCUGGGCGAGUUUGGCCAUCUCAUCGAUGACAAGCCUUCUUCCUCAGCUCGCGAGCAGUUCGAGGCCCUCCACCAGCGGUUCGCCACGUCAUCGGUGGCCACACGGGCCUUGCUGCUGUCCACCUACGCCAAGUUCCUCAACCUCUACCCGGAGGAGCUGGGCGCCCAGAUCACUCAGAUCCUCAAGCAGCAGGCCGCCUACAUCGACGCCGAAAUCCAGCAGCGCGCCUUCGAAUACCACGGCCUCCACCUCCUGCGCGACCCCGAGCUCAUGCAAACCGUUUUGGACGUAAUGCCCGCCUUUGCUGAAACCGACGACGCCGAGGAUGACGGUCGUCACGCCACCGACGAUGACGACGAGCCAGAAGUGACCGCCGGGCACCGUCCCGUCGGCGGCGGCGGCGGCGCGCCGGACUGGCUGCUGGACGGUAAUGACGCCGCCGGCGUGCCGCCACGCGACCCUCUGGGUGGCCUGGUCUCGGCCUUUGCUGGCGCUGCCAUCAGCCCCGCUCCCGUUUCGCCCUACCCCGCUGGCGGUGCUUUCAUGCCCCCUGGCUCCAGCGGAGCUGCUGUUCAGCCGGGCGGCGGCAGCCCCUUCCACCCCCAUCCCGCGUCUCCCCAGCACCAGCAGUCGCCUCCUUCACCACUGGCCGGUCCGUCGUCUCCGCUUCAGUCCACCGAGCCCCUCUCGUCCGGAAUCCCGACCCUUUCGCCGCUGAUUCCCACAGAGUCGGAGGCCCCUCAGCUGGUGCCCAAGAAGAGCAAGCCCACCGGUGCCGAGCUCAUGGAGUUCUUCAAGCUGCUGUGCAUCAACGCCGAAGGCGUGCUCUACGAGGACGGCAACAUCCAGAUCGGUCUCAAGACCGAGUUCCAGCGGGGCAUGGGGCGGCUGGUGCUGUACUACGGCAACACCACCAACGCGCCCAUCACCCAGUUCACCACCAUCAUAUCCCCGGUCAACUACCUGUCGAUCCAGAUCCAGGAGAUCGCCAGCGUGAUCCGGCCCAUGGCGCAGGAGCAGCAGCUGAUCAAUGUGGCGUGUCUGCACGAGUUCGCCGACGCGCUGCCGAUCCAGGUCUCGUACCUGGCCAACGGCAAGUCGGAGAACCUCUCCCUCCGCCUGCCGAUCGUCCUCACCAAGUUUGUGGAGCCGGUCCUGCUCGACGCCACCGGCUUCUUUGGCCUCUGGAAGAAGCUCGCCGGCCCGCCCUACGAGCACCAGAGUGUGUUCAAGGCUGGCGCCACGAUCGAUAUGCCCGGCAUCACCCACGUCCUCAGUUCGGGGCUACACGUGGGCGUUCUUUCGGCGAUUGACCCCAACGUCAACAAUCUGGUGGCUGCCGGCUCCCUUUUCACCACCACCAAGCAGGUCCUCAUUCUGCUGCGCAUCGAAACCAACCCUUCGGCGGGCAUGAUCCGCCUUACCAUUCGAUCCGAGAGUGGCCAGGUCACUGCCGCCAUCAAGAACCUCGUCUCGGCCCAGUUGGUCGGUUGA